Oncorhynchus tshawytscha (Chinook salmon) is the source of this 8431-nucleotide messenger RNA. Its product is annotated as sorbin and SH3 domain-containing protein 2. The record is from RefSeq and is a predicted model, not a curated record. Gene Ontology annotation, molecular function: protein binding. Lineage: Eukaryota; Metazoa; Chordata; Actinopteri; Salmoniformes; Salmonidae. The coding region runs from base 670 to 5451 and encodes 1593 amino acids. Gene Ontology annotation, cellular component: plasma membrane. The transcript has 28 exons.
UCAUCAUCCUCGCAUACAACCGCCCUUUCCCUGGGAAACAAUGAGGCAGGCUUGAGCGAUUGGAUAUCUGAUAAACGCGAGCUGUUCCUGGGCUGUCAGAUCGGGGGCACCCAGCAACGACGCACAGAGCAUGCGGAAAAAAUGUGAGCGCUCGUCUCCUCCUCCUCUUCAGCCAGCCCCUAUUCAGUCAAGAGGUGUUGUCGUGGUGGGACGGCGUUUUGCCAGGAGUAAAGGGACAGUUUUACUGCAAUGCUUUCUCCAUAGCUCCGAGUGAGAGCAAGUUACCGGGGAGAAAGGGUGUUGCCUCGCUUUUGCCUGGCCGCACCGUGCACUAGCAACCUCCAUGCGCGUUUGCUUAUUUGAAAUUGGACCGAGCCGAUUGAGGACGUCGAGGCAGGUGUGCGGUGUCAUUCGGAAUUGUUCUUGGUAGACGCUGUCCAUUUUCCCGUCUCAUAUCAGAUUUGUAUGGACUUUAAUUCCGUUCAAGCAGGCUCUUGUCGGCUAGGUUGAUACAGUAUUUUGUUGCAGAGCGAAUUUCUUCAGAUGUCUCCGCGUUCGCUUUGAGGAACGGACAGACUAGACUCUGGAUUUAAAGCCUGAGGUGGAGUGUGGAAUUGUGAUCGCCGAUGUCUGUCUAACCCAAAUAAGUCUCCCUGCUUUUUGAUUUUUAUGACGGAAAGUGUACCCAGCGACGGUAGAACUGUUAGGAGAACUCUUCAACAUGAAUACAGGGAGCGAGUCUCACUCGUCAGAUUCAGAUGCUUGGAGGUCACGCAGCACCGAUGGCCUAAGGAACGGCGACGACAUCACUUCCUCCUUGGCCGCCAAGGGCUUCCGCAGCGUCAGGCCCAACCUGCAAGACAAGAGGUCCCCCACACAGGGCCAAGCUAUUCAAGUGGCAAUGAAUGGAGGUGCUCCCCACCCCCAGAGACCGUCCUCACCCCCGGCCUACCCCCUCUCCCCGCCUCGUUCAGCCCAGGAGGGGUUCACGUGCAGAGUCGGAAUGCAGAAGGUUCAGAGUCGGUGAUGUCGGGCCACACCAGCAUGAGCAGCACGGUGCCCAUCGCCCGCUUUUCAGAGGAGGAGAAGAGGGUGUCGGUCAUCAAGGCGCCCCACUACGAGGGCAUCGGCCCUGUGGAUGACACGGGCAUCCCCAUCGCCAUUCGCACGACGGUGGAUAGGCCGAAGGACUGGUACAAGACCAUGUUCAAGCAGAUCCACAUGGUUCACAAAGCAGAUGACGACUAUGCCGACGCGCGCAACGCCACAUACACUGUCAUCGGUGACAGCGACACACAUGGUCAGUCCUCCAACCCCACCAUGGCAUACCCUCCCCCAGGACACAAACGUACCGGCCCCUGGCCAAGAGCCCGUCGGGCAGCGGAAGCCCCGGGACCUUUAGGGAGCCCUCCCCCGUGCCUCCGCCACCCCCGCCCAUGCCCUCCCUCCCGAGACUCGCCCGACACCAUCAGGAAUCAGUGGGGCCCUCCCGAUAGGAAAGUGGACACUAGAAAGUACCGCGCUGAACCCCGGAGUAUCUUUGAGUACGAGCCUGGGAAAUCAUCCGCUCUGGAGCAGGAGAGGCCGACGUCGCUGUACUUCACUCCCACUGCUGACCGGGUUCCAGAGAGGCCGGCGAGUGCUGCCAGUGACUACAGGAAGAGGAGGAAGUCGGAGCCUUCGAGUGACCAGGGCAAGAACCAGGUCUCCCCAAAACAACUGGACCCUUACAGAGGCAGCAGCACACUGAGGAAACCAGCCACACGCUCCUCCCCCUCCUCCCCCUCCAGAGCCAAAGUAUAUCGUGAAAAGGAUCUUCUCUCUCGUUCUCACCCCCCUCUCCACCAUUGCAUGAUGAAGGCUACAGUAUGUCCAAGUGCUCUGUUAUGGCAUCCAUUUCGCCCUCUCUCUAUUUCUUUCUCUGUUCCUCUCCUCUUUUCCUCUCUACCACGCUGCUCUGGUUUAUGGGAUCGUCUGAAAGGUGGGGACGCGUGCGACAUGACCUGCUCCCCCCGUUUGAGCUCUUCCCCGGGCCCGUACCUCCGCUCCCCUCUCUCCCCCGUGCCCUCCAACCUCGCCCACCGUCGCGAUGUCGACGGUGCCAACCCGGACGCCGAGACAUGGAGCAGCGCCGAAGACGCGCCGCCCGCAAAGCUGAGGUCGCGUAGCUGUGACAACCUGCUCAACGACGGGUACCCGGGCGGCACCGGCGGGCACAAGGCUACCCGUUCGGAGAGCGCCGGGUCACUGGUAUUCGACAACCCGUUGCGGCAAACCGCAUCGUCCUCUACCCGCUCCUUGCCUCGCCCGCACCGGCGACGUGCCCACGACGCGCCAGGCUUCCUGAAGCUCUACCGCAAGAUGCACCACAUCGACCGCGCCCAGCUGCUGCCCUCUGACGUCAUCCGCUCGGUCCGUGUCCGCAUCCUGGAGCUGGAGCGCCAGCCGCACCUCUUCCCCCGAAAACUCUCCCCCUGGGGGCCGUCGUGGGGCCUGGAGGUCCCUCGCGAUACGGUGCCAACGCGCAUCUCCACAUAUGAGCAACUCAUCCAGAAGUCCAAGUCGAUGCCCGAUUUGGGAGAUAGCGAGGUCCCGUCUGGCGCAACCACGCCCGGCGGGUCAUCGUCCCGCGCCAGUAGUAGCGGGGGAGGAGGCGGUGGGGGCAGGGAGACACCCGGGUACCCCAAACGGCGUUUCUCCAUUGAGUCUCUGCUAGAGGAGGACAUUAACAAUGGGAACGGGACGUCCCAUCACGCUCACCAGGGGGCGAGGAGCCCGCCCGAGGGUCAGCCCCGCCUCGCCCUGGACCCCCACAAUUUCCCCGACCCCCUCGUAUAUCGACGGGCCGCUGUCCCGGGGGCCGAGUACUCUGAGUCGGAGCAGGAUGCAGCCGCCUCGGACCUCAGUGACUUUGCCCAAGUCGAAGGAUCCUCCUUCUGCAGCGAGAGCGAAUUCGACCACUGCUCGCUCACCUCGUCAGUCGAGAGCUUCUACGGCCCCUCCUCCCACCACCACCACAGCCACCGCCACAGCCACAGCCACCACAACCCUAGUCAUCAGUCUCUCGGUCAGGGUCAGGGCUACCAGCACCGUCACCUCAUCAGCUCGUGUAAAGGACACUGCCCGGCCUCCAACACCCGCUUCACCACCAUGCUGCGCCACGAGCGGGAGCGGGCCCGCCAGGAGCUCCGGCAGAAACCCCCCCAGGCACAGCAAACCAGACACGGGGGAAGGGGAGGGAGCGGAGGGGACCACCAUGCUCUACCUCCCUCGUCCCAAGCAGCACAAACCCAGCAGGGGAUGUCCAAGCUGGCCUUCCUCGUCAGUCCUGUGCCUUUCCGGAGGAAAAAGGGUGAUUCUCCACCCACCGCGAGAAGAAGUAGUGGAGGACGAAGUACCAGGCCCAAGUCUAAAGAAGCCGUCUAUGAAGCUUUGGAUGCGGCCUUGAGGGAUAUCUACGAACACAUCCAAGCGGAGCGAGGCCGGAGCGGCGCUAGGCAACCAGACGAUAGCAUCCUCCGGAGGCUACUGGCUGAGAUCCUCCCGGAUGUGCCCGAGAGGAGCUCCUCGUUACGGGGGCAGAGGGGGAGCCGCAAGGGGGGUCCCUCCUCGAGCUCCUUGUACCCCGACGGGAGUCCAGCGGUGUACGGCUCGUCGCCGCGGCUACAGUCGCCGCUAGGUGCCUGUUACAGUCGUCAUACCGACGCCUCCAAUAAUGACAACUAUGGAGAGGAGCCAGGCAACGGCAAUGCAGGUGGAGCAUACACACACACAUACAUACAUACACGCAUACAUACAUACAUACAUACAUACACACAUACAUACACACAUACAUACGUACACACACCAACCAGCCCUUAUAUGUCGGCCUUCCACGUCUGCCGUGGAAGGUGGCUGAGCUACAGCCGUGUUCAGCAGGAUGCCUCCAGGGGGUACAGCACAACCACCAGCGACGGGGGAGGGGGGCAGACCAGACGAGCCACCCCGGACAGAGAGGUCUCCCAUAAGCAGAUGACCCAACUCAUUCUCUUCUCUCUCCUCCAUCAGAAACAGCCUGCCAGAGCAAUAUAUGACUUUAAGGCACAGACUGCUAAAGAGCUGACGUUCAAGAAGGGCGACGCGGUCAACAUCAUCAGACAGAUCGACAGCAACUGGUACGAGGGGGAGCACCGCGGACGACUGGGCAUCUUCCCCAUCUCCUACAUAGAGAAGAUGCUGUUGCCUGAGAAACAGCAGCCGAUUAGGCCUCCUCCACCAGCACACGUCAAAAAGAUCGGGGAGGGGGUGGCCCGUUACAACUUCAACGCUGACACUAACGUGGAACUGUCACUCCGCAAGGGUGAGCGGGUAGUCUUGCUGAGACAGGUGGACCAGAACUGGUACGAGGGGAAGAUCCCAGACACCAACAAGCAGGGCAUCUUCCCCGUGGCCUACAUAGACAUCGUCAAACGCUCGCCAUCCAAGAGCCCCGCCCCCUCCCACCACCCAGACCCACACGGCUACCCCAGCAACAGGACACCGGGCUCCACGCCCGCCAAGCCAUUCGACAGCUCUCCCACCCCCCCUUACCUCCAUCACCACCAUCCACCUCGCUCCACGCCCCCUCCCCUCACACCCCUCCUCCUGCGGCAAGUGGAAGAUCCCUAUGAUCAGUUGUUGUCUAUGAUCCUGGAUCAGCCCAUGUAUGACAAAGACGGAGGGGAAGUUCUCAGGCCGGCCGUGGAACCCCCGCACGUGGCACUGACCAACGAAUCACAGAGCAGGAGCCCAUCACCCUCCUCCCUCCCCCCGUCUCUCCUCCCUCCUCACCAUCCCCUGCUAUUUACUCUGCCUCACAACCAGCUGAAGCCCUGGCUAUCUCUUCUUCCUCUCCUACACUGUCCCGUCUUUCUCCCCCAAUCCCCCUCUCCUCCUCGCCACAGAUUGUGCCACCCUGCUCUCCUCCCCCCCACUUCCCUCAUCUCUCCCACUUACCUCUCCUCUCCCACCACCUCACCCCUCCCUACCUCCUGCCCAUCCUCUACUCCUCCUCCCCCACCCCUCUUGCUUCCUCCCUUUUGGCCUCACAUCAACCCAUCCCACCCCUGGUCUCCCCUGCUCCCCCAUCCCUCUCCUCCGACCUCCCCCAUCCCUGAUGCACAACAGGCGCUCCCUUCCUCCUCUUCUCCUCCUCCUCUCUCUUCCUCUCCUUCUCCCUCCCCUCCACUCGUACCCUUUCCAGAGCCCAGGUCCCCUAAGAUCAAGAGGUUUGUGCAGGAUUCGCUCCAUGGUGGAGGAGACCUGUUCCAGGCCCUGUACAACUAUCUGCCCCGUAACGAGGACGAGCUGGAGCUGAAGGAGGGGGACAUUGUGGAUGUCAUGGAGAAGUGCGACGACGGCUGGUUUGUCGGGACUUCCCGACAGAGCAAGCAGUUUGGAACCUUUCCAGGAAACUACGUCAAGAAACUGUAAUGAUGAAUCCGGUCCACCCCCGCAACCUCCUUACUUGGACCCUUCCAUCUCUAGCACAACCCAUAUUGGACACAACCAACCCGGAGUAAAGUUGCCCCCAGACACUGAUUUGGGUCAGUUUUGCACUUUCCCCACCAAUGGUUAAUUAAGGUUAAGAUUGGGGGAGGUGGAGCUGACCCUAGGAUGACCCCACUACGUCAGGUCAUCCAAGAAGCCUUGCUCAAGCAUGUGUGACAAUGUCACAAAAAAAUAUUUUGUUUUAGCUCUAACUAGCCAACUCUAAAGGAGACUAUUCCACUAAUGAAACGAUUAUUUUCUAAAUGAUCGAGAAGCAGAAGAAGAUCCAUACUUUUGAAUUCCUUUCACCUCAGAUACUGAAGGAAGGGUAGCCAAACAAGAUGGCCACCUUUAAAUGUUGACAUCUGCUUUUAUUUGAUUUAUUAGAUAUAUUUUAACCCAGUAAUGUAAUAACUUGCAUUGAUAAGUUGAUUGUGUAACAUUCAGAAAGGUCAAAUAUGGUAAAGAUAGAGUUAGAGAUGCCAAGUAAACUGCCACUCGGGAUUGCCUUGACGUCAUCAUGUCAGCCAUCUUGGUUUUGGACAUGUUUUUUCCCCCUUUUUCCUCAGUGUUAAAUCAAUAGAGAACUCUCCCCCCCAAGUGUAUUAUCUGUAAUAGGGGGGCAGGUUGGUAUUUUCAGAGCAGUAUAGGACAUUGCAACACAUUUCAAUGUUUAAUCUUUUAGCAAAUGCUCUUAUCCACAGCAGCGUUCAAUAAGCAACAUGAAACAACCACAGCAUUAUUAGUUAAAAAUCUUCUUCAUAAAUGUUAUACACCAACACAGGAACUCACCUAUUUCCCUAGUGAAAAUGAUGACGCAUGAUACCCAAAAGUGUUGCUGGAUACCACGGGAUAGGGUAAGAUAUGUUUGGAGGCAAAUGCAUUGAUAUUGAAAGCGUAUAAAUACAUUUGCAGAACCUUCUAUUUGCACCGGAAGGCUCUGGAUAUCUGCCCUCUAUGGGCCUACAGUCAAUUCCAGUUUCUCAUUUUAUAGUGUUUGCAAACUCCUAUAUGGGCGAGUUAUUUCAAAUGUGGAAGUGGCAAUCGUCGAUAUUUUAUUUUUUAGCCAUUCUUGUUUGAACAAUUACAGUACAUUUUGUACUUUAGAUGGGAAAUAAUAUUUAUAGAUUUGGGAUUUUAUUGAUCGAUGGACUUGGCGGUUUAUCCUUAUUCUCACUUGAAAUGUAUGAGUACACUACGGAUUUUACAAGUGAGAGCUAGAUUGGAUUGUCGAUAGGGCUUUAGGAGUUUGAUACCGUUGGAAAAACAUAUGCAAAAGCAACCCGUUUUACCACUUUUCUUGUAUGUGAAGGUAUUUAUAGUGGGAAAAGUAUUGAAUAUUGAUAGGACGUCAUUUAGAUGUCUCCGUCCAUAAAUACAACUUUGGAUAGAGCAACAUAAGUUUCUCAGCUUACUUUGUGUACUUUCUUCUAGUUGAAGUGGCCUAAGGUAAAGUGUGCUUUUGGCUCAUUUCAACCACAGCAAAAUCCCCUUGCCAUGUUUAAGAUAACGAGACAAUAGCCUACAUUUGUUCCCAGUCAAGUCUGACAUUUACUUUUGUCAAUAUACAACAAACCUUCAGGUGUCAAUAACACAAGCCUCCUUUUUGAAAUGGUGUUAUUUUAUUCUAUGACGAGGUUUUCUUUAAGAUCGCUGUUGAAUACUGUAUUAGGAAUGACUUAGCUAAUGUUGUCGCCACAUUCAUUGCCUUUGUCCAAAUGGGAUGUUUUACUUCUCACUCUAAAUGAAUAUAAUCAGAUAAGCGGCGUAAUUUGAAUUAUACAGUUAUCUUCCUGGCGUUGUUUUUUUUUUCUCUAGAUCAUUCUGACGGCGACCUUUUUACUGUCCGGAAUGACUGAAACGAUUAGUGUCAAUGCAAUAGCUUGUUACAAUGUAUUUGAAUAACAUUUGUUAGGCAUACUUUUUGUGUUCAAUGAAUGUGAUUUUAAGAAUUUAUUUUGCCUUUUUUUUUCGUGUGUAAAUGAGUAUGUAUUCACAUAGGAAGGACACUGGGGUCAGAACAAUUGUUUAAGCACCUUAAUAUGUAAUUACUUUAUUUUUGGUUUCUGUCUUUGGUUGCUUUUGUUCUCGUUUAUUUUUCUCACCAUCCCCUUUUCAUUCACCCUUCCCUGGGUCGUGUUCAUUAGGGACCAAACAUAGGAAAGCUGACUCCCUGGACAUGUCAAAUAAGAAAUGCAAAUGUUCGUGUUCUGUUGCAAACGUUUCCCGUUGCUAUCCCUAAUGAACACUACCCUGGCAUGUGAGAGCACUGCGUGUCUGUUGGUGCUGGUUUUUUUUUUGUACGUCUUUUGUAUGGAGCUGUAAAUCGAUGACAUGAUCCACUGCUUUAUAAACUCUUAUUUUCUCACCCACCAUCCGUUUGGGUUGCCUUUUCUCUUUUCUCUCACUUUUUCACACCACCUUUUCCUACAUCCACCUCAAUCGCCCCAAACAGCCAUACAGUAUGCAAAAAAAUAAUAUAUAUAUAUAUUUGUAGUGGGUUACACUACUUUAAGGUGCUCUUUAUGAAAGGUACCUUAGUGUAAAGUGGUACCUUGUAGUGUUAUAAGGGAUACCCGCUCUGGAGAGCAAAAUGGAGUUUAAGGGAAUAUACGUUACCCGUAAUUGAAUGAGGAUAGAAUGUAAUGUUUUAAAUAUUUCUAGUCUGCCUUUGCUACCACUUUCGGGGACUUUAAAGGUUUUGGACUGAAGACGUGGGCUUUUGGGGGAUCCCGGCUCACAUUGGAGUUGUAUAUAUUGAAUCAGAAAGGGGUGCUACAAGUGCAGAUUUUUAGGUUUGUCCGAAUGUGAACUCAAGUGGAUGCAUUGCAAUGACAUUCUUAUUACAAGUCUUUCUACCAGUCUUUCUGCUUUUAUUUUACGAUUUCUGGGUACUAUAUUCCUAAUAAAUUCUGCCUGAUAA